CAACAUAUGUACCAAUAAUAAUAAUAUCCAGUCGAGAUCUCACUCCGUUGCACAGUUGAUCAUAAUAACGCGGCAUGCAUGGGUUGAGGUCGAGGACUGACUACGCAUGUACAUGUGUAUGUAUAGGUCAGCUGUGUCGGCAUCUACGCCUACAUGUACAUGUACCUGUAAGGCACCUCAGUCUGGGUGUGACACUGCGCCGAUUCGCAGACUAGUGUAAAUUCUGACUGGAAGACCCGGUCUAAUUAUGAUGGAGGCCUAGCUACGUAGUAGGUGGACUCGUGGAACUUAAGAACCCUUCUUCUCGUAGUACAACCCGAGGCUGUGUGUAACGCAGAAAAUACCAUGUCCUCCCACAUAACAGCAUUCCACGGCGAUACCUCAUUUCCAGCAAAAAUAGAGUCGUAUACGAAUGCAUAAUGUUAUUCCUCCAUUGAUGAACGCACAAGUUCCCACCCGCAGUGCACGCACUGAGAAUAAUUCCUGCCCGAGCAACGGUUGGCAUUCAUCAUUUAGCUGAUUUUGUGACACUGUACCGGAAAGGCAGCAUUGACGGCUCUUUAGCGGGAGAUACUUCGUCUACAGAGGUGAGAGUACUACCAUUAAGUCAGCGUUUCGAACGACUGCGUGCGAGGCAUUUGCAGGACUGACGUAAUCAUGACGCCCAAAGGGUUAUCCUACUUCCAUUUAAUGGGUCUUUUGACAGUUUUCACCAGUUUGGUUCCUCACUCAUCUUACUGUGGUAUUACUGUGACUGUCGAAAGCGUUGAUGCGUAUAGCGCCCUCUUGCGCUGGAGAUUGGCCAUUUCAGAAAAUACGAGUGUAAUAGGGUUUACCGUUACAAUUCAAGUUGGUAGCACAUCGAGAGAAGUUGAAACAGUGAACAACGGUUCGGCUACGUCAUACGAGCUCUUUAACUUGGACGAUAUGAGGGACUACAACGCUUGCGUCACGACCAAAGUCGAGUCUGGUGCCUCCGAGACAGGCUGCGCCACAUUUGAAACGCCUCCCGGCAACAGCACGUACAUAGCAAUCGCCUGCGCCAUCUUCUUGCUCCUCUGCUUCAUCAUCUUCGGUGUCUUGGACUUUGUGUCGAGCAACAAGCACAAGGAGCAGAUGACCCGCAAAGAGGAGGAACUCCUGGAGCAGGGCUGGCAAACCUUCCAGCGGAACUCCAAGAAGAAGCAGAAGGGUAAGAAAAGAGCGGCACCCAAGAGACCCAGACCCGACUCAUCUGUCGAUUCUGAUCCUGUUGCGAGCGCUGAGACACCCUCUGGCGACGUAAGGACCAGCCCGCCCAUCUAAACUCACGAGACAGAUGGGCUACGUCUGAAAGUGUUAGCCACGACUGGAAAAUAAUUACUCAUGUGGCAACGGAAGCCACUGGCUACAGCGACUGCAGCAAUCUUCAACAGCCACGUAUGUUACUAUACUCGAGACUGCAGCCACAAUCGUCGGACGCAGCCAAAUCCAGUUUUAUCUUGGAGGGUACCCACUAUCAUAGAUUACUACUGUAUAUUGUUGGGAGACUUUGAGACAUUAGGUUGUUCUGAGCAUGCGUCCAUUUCUCUGAGCACCCUCAGGGUGCACCGUAACAAGUAAAUUCUCCAGACAGUAGUGAUAAAUCCCCAUACUUCACAAAUAUUUUAAAAAUACAACCCUCACAGUUGUUCAGGCUGCACAGAAAAACGAUGUUCGACAUGUCCCCUUUCAAGUUUCUUUCAAAUUUUCACCCGAAGCAGACCACCCUAAAAUGAAGAUAAUGUCCCUGCCCAGAAAAGUAGUCCUGUUGAAAAACCAUCCCUCUGCAAAACCACCAAAUAGUGCUAUGGCACUUCUUUUGGACCCGAUUCCACACAAUUGCUCAGAAUUAGAAGCCCAAAGUCCAGGCCAGAGGUUCAGUGCCGUAUUUCUACAAUUCCUCUAUUUCAUGGCUCUCAGGACUCUCUCAUAUAAAAUAUUUUGAGUGUAUAACUUUUAUCAAUGAACUUGGCCGACGGCUCUUGUGGCUAUUUACGUGGGUGCACCCGUCAAUACUGUGAAAAAGGACCGGUAUGUCUGCUGCCACCAGCGUCCCAAAGUCUCCCAUCACUCAAGACCACUGGCUGGCAUAACAAGACCGCUGGCUAGCAUGCCCUUAGGUUGUAUGUUUAUGUUGACUACAGUGAAGCUUCUGUUGAUUAGGCUACUUUAUGCACGAACGUCGACAGCAGCUUCAAAGCCCGACUUUCGAAGUUUUCAGCCCUUUCAAAAUUCCAUUGCGCUCGAAGUUUUGUGAUGUAAGCAAAACCAAAGUGUUUAACGGAAUACAGCCCAUCUUACCCUCUAGGGUGCCUUUACUGGAUUUAUCGGGAAAAUUCAUGAUUCCCUGUAUAUUGUAUAGCAUUCAACCCAACUGUCCACUCAUGCAAUAAAAUAGGCGCUCAAUGAAACAGCGCGAACUCAAUUCAUUUUUUUAAAUACAUGUACACCACUUUUGAUAUGUGGGUCAUUCCCUGAGGUUGGGCAAAAUUUGUGGUGGUGUCCAUUGUUACGUGGGUUCCGUAAAUUGAACAGCUAUUUCCCGGCAUGUGGAUUCCAAAUUAUAUAUCUUGCAAGGCUGGACACAGAGAUCUGUGUUAUUUUUACAGAGUAAAUGACCUCCUCUACAGGCCAUGACAGGUGGUAAAAGUUACCCAUGUAACAAGGACACCGUCACAAAUUGUGCCCCAACCUCAUGGAAUGACCCAUAUGUACCUUGUGGGAUAAGUCAAAUACUCAGAAAAACUGUUCCUAAAAUUUAAAAGUACGCUUAAAGAAGGAAAACUUUAAAGUUAUAUAUGUACACGCAGUUUACAGUAGAGCUAUUACCGAUGUCUGUGGUUCAAUCAAAAGAUUUUCGUGACAAAUAUUUGGCCAUGCCCAUCUUGGACAUCUAAUUGGAAUCUCUUUGCUGGCGACCGUGUAAUUUAUUAAGUUGUUUCAUGAACUUGAUACAGAUGACAGAAUCUUAGGCAAAUGGGCCAGGUCGCGUAUUUCAAAAAGCCAAGGUCGUCGAGGAACAAGCGCCCGCAAGUCAGCGUAUGGUUUGGUGAUGGGUACCAGGACUGGGCAUGCGCUGUUUGAAUACCGAACUGGCUCAUUUAUGAAUGAAGAACAGCUGCAGUGUGUAUCUUGCUAACCAAUGAUGGAAAAUGCGCCCUCUCUGUACUACUGCUUAAUGUACUGAUAACAUUUACUUCUCCUUUUGUAAAAAAUCUCACUCGAUGUGAAGCGUUUGUAUAUUGUGCAGAACUGAGGAUUGUUUCGAAACUUUAACUAAUUCAAGUUCGUGUUAUCAAAAAACUCACCUAUAGAGCCUUUUGAACAACUCCAACAAAGUAGUGCGAUCAGUACAGAUGUAUACAUUUUAGACAAUAUUUGCUGUGUAAAUAGUUGUACUCGCUGAAGAAAGUUAUAUUUUGUUACAGUAGAAACGACUUGAUAAUAAAACGCUGCCUAAACGAAAAUAGAUAUUGCUUGAAUUCAUUUAAGUGAUAUUAACAGAAGGGUCCUUCAAACAGACUGGUAAAAAUUUCCCUUUAUUCAAGUACAGUUAAAACGGACAAAGAGAUGCAAUCGAAAGACAAACUAACACAGGCGAAAAUUGGUGGCAUUCAAUAUAAGGGCGUGCAUAGUUCAGAGGAAAAACCCCAACGUAAUUUGUAAAUUACUUCCGUGUCAGUUUUAAAACUUCAAACCUCAGCAAAAUUAAAUAAAAAUACAACUGUAUGGAAAACAA
Molecule: messenger RNA, 3760 nt
Organism: Acanthaster planci (crown-of-thorns starfish)
Lineage: Eukaryota; Metazoa; Echinodermata; Asteroidea; Valvatida; Acanthasteridae
Molecular function (GO): protein binding
Source: RefSeq, a predicted model, not a curated record